Molecule: messenger RNA, 4498 nt
Organism: Coffea arabica (coffee)
Lineage: Eukaryota; Viridiplantae; Streptophyta; Magnoliopsida; Gentianales; Rubiaceae
Source: RefSeq, a predicted model, not a curated record
GCAAAUUGCAAAAAGUGGAAGAAGUUGAAGCCGGGCAAGUUGCAAGUUUUAAUUAGCCUCCACAGAUUUUGCUCUUAGCUGCUAAAGUUGAACCAUUCCUUCCUUGUCUCAUCGCAGAAAGCAUCCCCCCAUCACCAUCAUCGAUAUCACAACACUUUCAUCGUAAUUCCAAUCCCAAGCGAGAAAAAAAAAAUGGCUGAUGCUGCUGUUAGUGCUACCAUUCGGGUUGCAUUGCAGACGGUUGUUUCCCUUGCCGCUGAUCAUGUUAGUUUGGUUCGUGAAUUCCCAGAGGAGCUGGAGAGACUCAACAAAUCUGCUGAAAUGAUCCGAGGCUUCUUGGCCGGUGCUGAUGAGGAAAUGCAUAGCCAUGAUCCGAAGCUUGUUGGGGUGCAAAAUUGGCUCAAGCAGCUGGAAGAAGAGGUUUUCAAAGCUGACAAUGUGCUGGACGAGCUCAACUAUGAAAAUCUUCGCCGGAAGGUGAAGUAUCAAAAUCAACUCAUGAAAAAGAAGGUAUUCUUCUGCUUUUCAUUCUUUAAUACAGUCCGUUUUCGUUCGAGGUUGGCUUCAACGAUCAGGGAGAUCAACACGAACCUUGAAAGGAUCCAUCGGGAUGCCGAAGGUUUGGGACUGGCCUACAAACGCCGAGUUGAAGAAGCAUUCCCUACUAUUGCUGCCGGAGCCACAACAAGCCGACAGACUGACUCUACUAUUGUGCGAAGAGAUGUCCUAGGAAGAGACGAGGAUGAAACAGAAAUAGUUAAGAAGUUGUUGACCGAAUCUGAAAGUGUUAUUUCAGUUAUUCCCAUAACUGGCAUGGGUGGUUUAGGAAAAACAACUCUGGCUAAAGCCGUUUACAAAAAUGAACAAAUUGUUGGACAUUUUGACCAAACAAUGUGGGUUUGUGUGGCUGAAAAAGUAGAUAGAAUCGAGGUGGUCUUCAAAAUGGUUCUAAAAUCGUUAACAGAUAGAGAGAUUGAACGGGAUCGAAGGGAGGAAAUAGUUAAAAAAAUUCAGCAUGAACUCAAGGAAAAAAGAUAUUUCCUUGUUCUUGAUGAUUUGUGGAAUGAUCAAGAAGUAUUGUUGAAUGACUUUUUCAGCACUUUGGCGGGACUCAAUACGAAGAAAGGGAGCUGGUGUCUUGUUACCACUCGUCUGCAAGAAGUGGCAAUUAUUCUGUCUAGACAUCCGCAGAUCAAUUUUACUCGCCAUGAGCUGAGAAAGCUAUGCAAUAAUGAUUGCUGGUCUAUCAUGAAAAAAUGGGCAACUGUAGGGGAAGAAGUACCAAAAGAAUUGGAAGACAUAAGGGAGCAAGUUUUAAGAAGAUGUGAUGGUCUACCUCUCGCAGCAAAGCUAAUUGGAGGAUUGUUAUCUAAAAAGAGAAAAGAGGAGUGGCUAUCUAUUUUGGAGGAGAGUCUCUUGAAUGAAGAUCAGGGUGGGAUCGAGCAAAUAAUUAAGGUGAGUUUUGAUCAUCUCUCACCUGCACCGGUUAAGAAGUGUUUUGCAUAUUGCUCAAUUUUUGAUCAAGAUGCUGAAUUGGAACAAGAUCCACUAGUUGAGCUUUGGAUGGCUGAAGGCUUUCUUCAAUCGGAUUCCCAAAAUGAAAGAAUGGAGAAAAGAGGAUAUAAGUAUCUGAAAACUUUGCUGCAAACUUCCUUAUUGGAAGAAGUAAAAGAGGAGUGGAGAACAUGGUAUAAAAUGCAUGAUCUUGUACAUGAUUUUGCAAAAUCAAUUUUGAAUCGUAACAGCAGCAAUCAGGACCGUUACCUUGCGGCAUCUGAAAGAAUGGUAGAAAACAUGAACGAAAAAACGUCAGCAUCACUUCGCACAUUAUUUCUGGAGGGUGGCAUAGCUGAUGAUAUGUUAUCAAAGUUCAAAUACUUGCAUGUCCUAAAAUUGUUUGGAGCAGAUGUCAAAGAGUUGCCGACCUCCAUUGGCAAACUAAUACAUUUACACUUACUUGACAUUUCAGGUUCUAGGAUUACAACUUUGCCAGAAUCUCUUUGCAAACUUUAUAGUUUGCAAACACUGAGAAUUGGCAUGCUUGAAGAAGGUUUGCCAAAGAAGAUGAGCAAUUUGAUUAGCAUGAGACAUCUUCACCAUUAUGAUAGAAGACCCGAAAUCCAAAUGCCAUCCAGGAUUGGACGAUUGACUUGUCUUCAAACAUUAGAGUUCUUUAACAUAGGUCAUCAAGAGGAAGGUCGUGGUAUCCAAGAACUUGGAACCUUGCAAGAUCUUAAAGGCUCCUUGGAGAUCAGAAAUCUUGAAUUAGUAAAUGGCAAAGAUGAUGCUGAACUAGCGAACCUAUCUAGAAAGCCAAAUAUGUAUCGGUUGGUGUUUGAGUGGGGCAAUAGGGAUCAGGAAAGUGAUAAAUGUGAUGAAGAUGUGUUGGAAGGUCUCCAACCUCACCCAAAUUUAAAAGAGUUACAAAUUUUGAAGUUCAUGGGUGAUCAGUUCCCACAAUGGUUCAUGAAUUUGACAUUGACAUCACUGGUGGAGUUGCGGGUGGAGGAUUGCACAAGAUGCAGAAAACUCCCUGCACUUGGACAGCUGCCAUUCCUCAAGUGCCUCUAUCUGACUAGAUUGGAAAACACAAGCAUUGGGCUUUCAUUCUACAGUACAAGUGCUGAGGAGGAUGGCGGAUCAGGAGGUUCAGACACUAUUAGCAGACAAACAUUCUUUCCAUCCCUCAAAAUUCUCUCUCUUGAAAGCAUGAAAAAUUUGGAAGAGUGGAAGGACGCACCCGAAAUGAUGUCAAACACAGGUGAAGUACAUGUGAUGGAUGUGUUUCCUGUGCUGGAAAAGUUGUAUAUUAGCGAUUGCCCCAAGCUGACCAUCAUUCCAACUCCAAGUCGUUUCCCAAGUCUUGAUGUAUUGAAAAUCAAAUGGAAUUGCCACGUUUUGGUGGCAGAAAAGGUUUUGAGCAAUAUAACCACGCUCUCUUCCCUUAAAUUAAGGGGUGGUCUUCAAAGCAUCGAGUCUCUAGAAUUAGUGAAACGACCAGAGAUCAGCUUGAGGAUUGAUGGUUGUGACAGUCUGCCCACUGACAUGCUUGAGCGACUCUGGCUCAUUCCAAUUCUUCAGCGUGUAGAAUUGUUUAAGUGCCCUAAUAUAACAACGUUAAGAGGAAUGAGUUGCGCCGCUUGUCUUGAGAGUUUGGCAGUCCAUUAUUGUGAGAAUUUACGGGAGUUGCCAGAUGAUCUCUAUCAAUUUCAAGCUUUACGGUACUUGACUGUAGGUGGCUGCCCGAGAAUCAAUUCAUUUGGAUAUCCAAAUCAUAAUACAGGACAGGAAAGCCUCCUUAAGUCUCUUGAGAUGCUUCUUACCUAUGGGUGCCAUGAAUUAACAACAUUGCCAGUGGAGAUGUUCGAGUCAUGUACGUCUCUCCGAGAGCUGAAUUUAUACAAUUGGCGCAGCCUGGUCUCCUUUCCCCUUGAUUUGCGACGAACCCCUUCUCUCGCGAGCUUCAAAUUAUUCGACUGUCCCAACUUGAUUGCUGAGAUGCCUAGUGGAUUUGGCUAUCUUACCAGCUUAAGGGAAGUGCAGAUUGGUCCCUUUACAGAUGACUCUGUAAUCGAAUUUGAUUGGGCUGGGUUAGCAUCUUCAUCAACACUCCGGUGCGUCUCUUUAUGUGGAAUGCCCGACAUGAAGUCUCUGCCACAUCAGCUUCAAUGCUUGACUACCAUCACAUCACUGUCUCUAGAUGGCUUCGGAGCAAUCGAAGCCUUACCAGAUUGGGUUGGGAACCUUGCGUCUCUUGAAUACCUAGGCCUAUCAUGCUGCCCAAAGCUUGAAUAUUUACCCUCCGUAGAUGCCAUGGAACGCCUCAAAUUAAGACGUCUGGAAAUUUUUGAUUGUCCUCUAUUAAAUCAAAGAUGCACUCCUCAAAGCGGCUCCGAGUGGCCCAAGAUCUCUGAUAUUCCGGAGCGUAAAAUUGAUUUUCGGUAUUUCUGAGCCAUCCGGCAACAAGUGUAAGUGAAGCAGCAAGCAAUGACAGUGCUGAAACAUUGCGGAAGGCUCAAAAGUGUGCUCAAGGCAGUCAGCCUGGAACCUCUAAAGCAUCUUUUUGCACUUUACACAUUCUCCAACUGUAGCAUCAAGCUAUGGUUUCCAAUCGUUUUUGAAGAAAGAUGCGGAGAAUUUGUUUAGGAAGUAGAGAUCAUGCUUUUUGGACAAAGAACACCAAGGUUCUCGUGUUGUUCUUAUGAGAAUGUCAAUCAGGUUUUGAAGAUGGAAGGUAGUUAUCUGUGAUUUUGUCCACCGGAGUGCUAUACAAUUCGCGGGAUGUGGAAAUGAAGCAUGCUGAAAACAGAGUGGCUUGUGCCAAGCUUGUAGAAAGUUGUAUGGAUGGAGAAGAAUUGGAGGGGAGCAUGGUAGCUGGUACUGGAGAGCUAUCAAGGUACAGGACUUGCUUGAAGAAAACUGGAUGUGGUGAUACUUUAGUUCCAGAGGUGAGAAGAUUUGAUGGAAAGAAGUUACACUACAACCAAAAAAAAAAAAA